CCGUGGAUAGGAAACCCACCUCUGUCCAGAUCAACCGAAUUCGUAACUGUUUCGUGAUUUAGCCUCAACGUUACUUUAGGAAUGUGGCUAGCGGGGUUAGCUAGCUAAUGAAAGUCUGUGCCAUGGUGAUGUAGGGCUUUUUCGCACAUCUGUCUGCAGUAGCUAGCAACCGUCAGCCACCACCCGCCUGCUAACGUUACACCAGGCAAGCAGCCGGAGGAGACUGGACAUCACUCUGUCCUCUGACGGGAGUCUCGGCCCAAUCGGACCGGACUGGAACAUGGCUGAGAGGAAUUCUACCGGAUUACUAAUGAUGUUGGAACCGACCCCGGCUAUCGCCAUGACUCUCCCGGUGGAGGUUCGGGAGAAGCUGGCGGAGUUGGAGCUGGAACUCUCGGAAGGGGACAUCACACAGAAGGGAUAUGAGAAGAAGAGAGCCAAGCUGCUGGCCCCCUACAUCCCUCAGAUUCAAGACACCGAACCAUCUCUGCAGAAGGAGAACAGGACCCAGAUGUUGUCUCAGGCUGCUCCACCAGGAUCCAAACACAACAAGUCUCGGGCCACCAACACACGGGAUGAACGCUUCAGAUCUGACCUGCAUACAGAAGCCGUUCACGCUGCCUUGGCCAAGUACAAAGAGCGGAAGAUGCCAAUGCCCUCCAAGAGACGCUCUGUUCUAGUUCAGUCCUCUGUAGAGGCAUGCACUCCCCCAGACACGUCCUCGGCAUCAGAAGACGAGGGUUCACUGCGUCGUGCGGGCCGGAUGGUGUCCUCCACGCCGUACCAGAACCACCCGGCGCCGAACGUAGAACACUGGUUUAACAGAGUCAUCCAGGGCUCCUCCACCUCCUCCUCUGCAUCCUCCACCUCAUCCCAUCCUGGAGGGAGGGUCCACGCUACCACCGCCGUGCUGGCUGACCUCAUGGCAUACACCCAGAUAGAUAACCACUCCGCCCCCCCAGACGUGACUGGCCUAUUGGAACACUCGCUGCAUGCGGACAGAGACAGACCCCCGGUGGCGUCGGUGAAGGUGGUCCCCAGGGGGUACAACCACUCCAGCGUCAUGGAAACCGCCGAUGGUGUCCCAGUGAACAGCAGAGUGUCCUCUAAGAUCCAGCAGCUUCUCAACACUCUGAAGAGACCUAAGAGACCGUCACUUAGAGAGUUCUUCAUUGACGACUUCGAGGAGCUUGUAGAUGUUCAGCAGCCGGACCCUAACCAGCCCAAGGCGGAGGGGAACCAAAUGUCCCCUCUAGCAGGCGAGCCUCUGGGUGUAGUGACCAACUGGCCUCCCUCCCUGCUGGCCUCCCUCCAGCGCUGGGGCAUCACCCAGCCCAGGAGCCCCUGUCUCACUGCCCUGGACAAUGCUGGUAAACCAGUGUAUACUCUUACCUACGGCAAGUUGUGGACACGCAGCCAGAAACUGGCCUACACUCUUCUGAACAAACUGAGCACGAGGAACGAGCCACUACUGCAGCCGGGAGAUAGAGUUGCUCUAGUGUUCCCCAACAGUGACCCUGUGAUGUUUAUGGUGGCUUUCUAUGGAUGUCUGCUGGCAGAGCUGAUCCCUGUGCCCAUUGAGGUGCCCCUCACCAGGAAGGAUGCAGGCAGCCAGCAGAUAGGUUUCCUGUUGGGCAGCUGUGGGGUGACUCUGGCUCUGACUACUGAUGCCUGUCAGAAGGGCUUGCCUAAAGCACAGACUGGAGAGGUGGUCACGUUUAAAGGCUGGCCGCGGUUGCUGUGGUUCGUAACAGAUGGGAAGCACGUUGUAAAGCCACCCAAAGACUGGCACCCCACCAUCAGGGAAGCUAACAAUGAGAUUGCCUAUAUAGAGUACAAGACCAGUAAGGAGGGGAGCACAAUGGGUAUAACUGUCUCUCAUCCAGCCAUGCUAGCCCACUGUCACGCCCUCACACAGGCCUGUGGAUACACUGAGGCUGAGACCAUUUGCAACGUCCUGGACUUCAAGAGAGAUGCAGGACUGUGGCACGGGGUUCUCACUAGUGUGGUGACCAGGAUGCACGUGAUCAGCAUCCCUUACUCCCUGAUGAAGGUUAACCCUCUGUCCUGGAUUCAGAAGGUUCACACUUACAAAGCGCGCGUAGCGGUGGUGAAGUCCAGAGACAUGCACUGGUCCCUGUUGGCCCAGAGAGACCAGAGAGACAUCAGCCUGAGCUCUCUGAGGAUGCUCAUAGUAACUGAUGGAGCUAACCCCUGGUCGAUAUCCUCGUGUGACGCCUUCCUGAACGUGUUCCAGGCACGUGGGCUACGUCCUGAAGUGAUCUGUCCAUGUGCCAGCUCUGCUGAGGGCAUGACGGUCGCCAUCCGAAGACCUCCGGAGUCGGGCGUCCCUCCACCAGGGAAGGCGGUUCUGUCCAUGAGUGGUCUGAGCCACAGUGUGAUCCGGGUAGACACCGAGGAGAAGCUCUCUGUCCUCACAGUGCAGGACGUGGGCCAGGUCAUGCCAGGCGCGCUGGUGUGUGUGGUACGUGUGGAGGGAACUCCGUAUCUCUGCCAGACAGAUGAGGUGGGGGAGAUCUGUGUGAGUUCUGGGAGCACCGGCGUGGCAUACUACGGCCUCCCGGGCAUGACCAAGAACACAUUCCAGACCAUCCCAGUAAGAGCGUCAGGAGGUCCCAUCAGUGGCAGACCCUUCACCAGGACGUCCCUACUGGGCUUUGUAGGACCUGACAACCUGGUGUUUAUCGUAGGUAGAAUGGACGGGCUGAUGACGGUGUGUGGUCGGAGACACAACGCUGAUGAUGUGGUUGCCACGGCGCUGGCAGUGGAGCCCAUGAAGUUUGUCUACAGGGGGAGGAUAGCAGUGUUCUCCGUAUCGGUUCUCCAUGAUGAGCGUAUUGUAGUGGUGGCAGAACAGAGACCAGAUGCUUCAGAGGAGGGCAGCUUCCAGUGGAUGAGUCGCGUUCUUCAGGCUAUAGACAGUAUUCACCAGGUGGGGGUGUACUGCCUAGCUCUUGUCCCUGCCAACACAAUGCCCAAGGCUCCGCUGGGGGGGAUCCAUAUCUCAGAGACCAAACAGAGGUUUCUGGAAGGAGCUCUCCACCCCUGUAACGUCCUCAUGUGUCCCCACAGCUGUGUUACCAACCUGCCCAAACCACGGCAGAAACAACCAGUUCUCCUGGAAAAGAGGUGA
Salvelinus namaycush (lake trout) is the source of this 3154-nucleotide messenger RNA. RefSeq names its product disco-interacting protein 2 homolog A-like. Lineage: Eukaryota; Metazoa; Chordata; Actinopteri; Salmoniformes; Salmonidae. The coding region runs from base 281 to 3154 and encodes 957 amino acids. The record is from RefSeq and is a predicted model, not a curated record. Gene Ontology annotation, cellular component: cell surface. The transcript is spliced from 24 exons.